AUGACGUGCGUCAGAAAACGAAAUGGGCCUUACUGGCGAGCAGCAGAAUCAAAGGCCAUGGCCCGGAGAAUUCUCGGUCCGGGCUUUAGGUUCAAUGAGACGAAGCGUCAAGAGCAGCGUCAUGUCAAAUUCGACGUUGACGCCCUUCUACAAGCCAUUGCGGCCUCUGUUAAACGGCCGGUGGAAGAUAUAACUUCGCUCGUCAAACUCCACGAAGGCGACCAUAACCGCAUCCUACAGGCCACUUUCAAUGACAAACUGCAGGUCCUCGCCAAGAUCCCAUACCACACUGUCGCAAAGCAUUAUGAGAUUGCCAGUGAGGCUGCAACACUGACUCUCCUCCGUCAUUACAAGUUCACACAGGUCCCGGAGGUGCUGGGAUACUCCGCGGAUGCCAACAACCCUGUCAAAACCGAGUACCUUCUCAUGUCUAAGGUUCCAGGGAGGCGUCUCAGUGAAGUUUGGCCUGAUUUGGACGACGAAGCAAAAGAGAAAGUCGCCAUCCAGAUUGUUAGGCUUGAAGCGGAUAUCAUGGGACUUAAGUUUCCGGCAAGUGGAAGUCUGUACUUCAAAAAUGAUUUGCCCGAGGGCACCGAAACAUAUAAUCGGAAGCGGGCAACGGAUACACGGGACCCUAUUGUUGUUGGGCCGUCGGCGCAGCGGGACUGGUGGACUGGCUUUCGCGCCCAGUUGCAUGUACAUCGUGGCCCAUGGCUCAAGUUUCGCAAGGCUGCGACGGCCCCCGCAAUACGCGAGAUGGUGGUCUGUAAAAAGCACGCCAUUCCUCUCAAAACGCGCCAGCGAUGGCUCCGUGAACUAUAUCAGUUCCAACAAUUCGAACCCAAACAUUACGUCGAACUUCUUAAGCAGUACAUGAGGCUUAGCAGUGUUAUUUCCGUUGCUUCUACCCACUUUCUUGCCCGCAGAACGCUCCGGCAUCCGAAUCUCAGCCCAGAAAAUAUCCUUGUCGACCCUCAGACGCCUGGUGAAAUCACCGGACUAAUCGACUGGCAAGGUGCCGAAAUUCUCCCACUCGGCCUGUGCGCCGGGCUUCCACCGCACUCUCAGCAAUGCAAGGAUCCUAAUCCCCACCAACUGAACAAUCCAGAAUCGACGCUACCAGAGACUUGGGAUUUUCUGAAUAAUUCUCUGCAGGAAAGUAAGCGCCAUGGCGGAGAGCAAUAUAUAUCGCCCCAACAGUACAUGACACUCUCACGAGACAUGAACCGUUCUCAUUUCCGUGCACUCAAGAAUUCCGGCGCAAUGAUCAGGCCCCGACUCUACCGCCACGCCAGCAAGCCAUGGGACGGGGGCCUGCUAGAUCUCCAGUACGCUCUCGUUCAUGCAUCUAGCAACUGGCGCUCGCUCCAGUCGUCUAGAUUAUUCGGCCUCCUUGACAGAGGCAACCGGCCCGUGGCCGCGCGACUGAAUCGUGAGAUCAUGCACUCUUUCCUUAAAUACCCAUGCCCGCUGCAAUACUCUGAGGAGGAAUUCGAGCGUAUUCAGGCCUUCCGCGAGGCAGAGGCAAAGAGGAACCUGCUGGCCGACAGAAAGAAAAGGGCGAUGGGCGUCGGGCGUGGUGGUUGGGUCCGUGAUUUUCAGCACCUCAGACAAGCUAGGACCCUUGCUUGGAGGAUUAAUCGUGGCUUGAAGCUGGACGGGUCGGAAGAUGAGGACUUCAAGAGGCGUAAUCCUGCCGAUAAGGGUAGUGAGGAGCCGGAGUCGCCAUCUGAGGAUCCUCAGCAAUGA
Aspergillus mulundensis is the source of this 1749-nucleotide messenger RNA. RefSeq names its product aminoglycoside phosphotransferase family protein. NCBI's taxonomy places the organism in Eukaryota, Fungi, Ascomycota, Eurotiomycetes, Eurotiales, Aspergillaceae. Gene Ontology annotation, cellular component: mitochondrion. The transcript has 3 exons. The record is from RefSeq and is a predicted model, not a curated record. Bases 1 to 1749 code for a protein of 582 amino acids.